Grus americana (Whooping crane) is the source of this 2758-nucleotide messenger RNA. RefSeq names its product E2F transcription factor 2 (gene E2F2). The record is from RefSeq and is a predicted model, not a curated record. Gene Ontology annotation, molecular function: RNA polymerase II cis-regulatory region sequence-specific DNA binding; protein dimerization activity; DNA-binding transcription factor activity, RNA polymerase II-specific. Bases 397 to 1749 code for a protein of 450 amino acids. NCBI's taxonomy places the organism in Eukaryota, Metazoa, Chordata, Aves, Gruiformes, Gruidae. The transcript has 6 exons. Gene Ontology annotation, biological process: regulation of transcription by RNA polymerase II. Gene Ontology annotation, cellular component: RNA polymerase II transcription regulator complex.
GAGAGGGGAAAGAAAAAAAAAAAAAAAAAGGAGCGAUCGGGGCCGGGCGCGAUCGGGCAGGAGCGGAGUUGGGUGCGGGGGGGACCGGGCCGAAGCGGGGCCGCGUUCCGGGUCGCCCCGGUCCCAUCCGGCCCGAGUGCAGGCGAUUUUUGGGGCCAACGGCGGCUUUUUCCGCCCGGUUUUGGCGGCACCGCCGCGUUGCUGCUCUGCAGGUUUUUCGCGGGGGGGUGUGUGUUUUUGGACACCGGCCGGCGUCAGCGCCCGGCGGCCCUCCCUCCACCCCCCGCUCCCCAAAAAUGCCGCCGCUGAGAUUGUGACACCCCCCUCCCUUGCUGCAAAAUCGCGGGGUGCUUCUGCCCCCUCCCCCGGGCCGGCCUUCUCGGAAAGGACUUUGCAAUGCUGCGGCUCCCCAGGGGAGUGUCCCCCGCCCCGGGGAGGGGGGGCGUUGCCCUCCCGCCCCCCCCUCCUCCCCACCACCCGAAGAAGGUCAUGUCGGUGAUGGGCUCCGUGGAGAGGGGGGCUUCCAGCCUGGGCAGCCCCCCGUUACCUGCCGGUUGCUUUACCCAGGUCUACACGCCAGCGGCUGUCAGCGUCCCCGCUCCCCGGGAGGGGUGUCUCUAUGCCACCCCCCAGGGCCCCCAGCUCAGGACUCUCCGCUCGGCCUCGGCGGGACGGCUGCAGGCCAAGAGGAAGCUGGACCUGGAGGGCCCCGAAUUUCGCACGCCCAAGGGGAAGGGCAGGACGCUGGCGCACGUCCCCAGCCCCAGGACCCCCAAGUCUCCCGGGGAGAAGACUCGCUACGACACCUCGCUGGGGCUGCUCACCAAAAAAUUCAUCCGUUUGCUGAGCGAGUCGCCCGAUGGCGUCGUGGAUCUUAACCGGGCGGCCGAGGUGCUGGAGGUCCAGAAACGUCGCAUCUACGACAUCACCAACGUGCUGGAGGGCAUCCAGCUCAUCCGCAAGAAGUCCAAGAACAACAUCCAGUGGAUGGGGACGGGGAUCUUUGAGGACGUGGCGGUGACGGCGAAGCAGCAGGCGCUGCGGGGGGAGCUGGUCGAGCUGGCCAGGACGGAGAGGACGCUGGACCAGCUCCUGCAGGAUUGUGCCCUGCAGCUCCGGCAGCUAGCCGCCAACGAAGCCAACCAGAGGCUGGCGUACGUCACCUACCAGGACUUCCGCGCCAUCAGCAGCUUCCAGGAGCAGACGGUGAUCGCCGUGAAGGCUCCACCGGAGACGCAACUGGAGGUGCCAGACUUCAGCGAGGACAACCUCCAGCUCCACCUGAAGAGCACCAACGGCCCCAUCGAGGUGUACCUCUGCCCGGAGGAGAUCAUGGAGGAGACCCCCACCAAAGACCACGGCGUCCCCUCCGCCGCCACCUCCCCACGGGACCACACCAUAUCCCCUUCCCCACAGAACAGCCCCGGGCCAGCCCCACAGCCGCCCCAUGCCGUCCCCCAGAACUGGGGGGGCACGGGAACCCCUUCUUCAUCCCCAUCUCUGCCUCUCACUGUCCCGGGGGGGCCCAGCUCACUGCUGGAGGUGGAGGCUGGGCUCCUGGGCUCGCCCCCGCACCUCCUGCAGCAGACGGAGGACCAGCUGCCCUGUGCCCCCUCCCACCUGGACUCAGGACCCUUCGUCACCUUCUCGCCCCCCCUGGAACAGGACGACUAUCUCUGGGGGCUGGAGGGUGAAGGUGUCAGUGACCUCUUCGAGGCGUACGACCUGGGGGACCUGCUGAAGCACUGAGCCCCCCCUGCCCCCCCAUUGCCUUUGUCCCCACUCUGCUCACUUGUGUCCUGAGCGUGUGGGGUCUCUGCGGGCAGCUGGAGAGUGUGGGGUGGGUUGGGGAGUGCUGGGUUUUCUGAGGGUGGUGGUGGGGGGCUUAUGUCAGCCACCCUGGGUGGCUUCUCCUCACUCUUCUGUCCCAGCACUGGCCAUAAAACUGGGGGGUGCCAGUAAUGAUGCUCCCCGCCACAACCCCUCACUGCCCCGGGGCUGCUGGCAGACUGGGGGUGCCUUUGGGUGCACAGGGUGGGUUAGGGGCACCCCUGGGUGGCGGAGAACCCCCUACCUAGAAUGGGUCAUGUUGGGACGAUGUCAUGUUUGGGGACAACUCCAGUUGCUCCCCAGUUAAACUGGUUCUUCAGGGUCAUGACGGGUCAUUUCCAGUGGUGUUUCCCUGGCCACAGCUGGAAUAUCCUUAAAAAAAACGCUGAGGCGGCAAAGCUGAAGUCACCUUUGGGUGAAGAGAGGAUGAAGCUCACGUGUGGGCACUGCACCCUCCAAAAUCAGUGGCUCUGGCAAAUCCCAGAAGCCCUAUUUCCUGGGGGGCUAUGGCCUGUUUCCCCCCAGCUCCCUCCAGCUUCUUGGAGCUAUUGGUGCUGGGGAUAUCAAAACUGGAGCAUACUGGGAGGAGGGAUGCUAUCAACUGGUGGCUGGAGCAUCAUCUGCGGAGAGGGGCUUGGGAAGCAGCGCGGGAUGAGCCCUGGAUACGGCUUUUAGUUGUGCCAUUGCAAAAUAUAUGUAAUUAUUGCACUGUAUUUAUACGGGACCCCCCCCCCCCCCCUUUCGGCACGGCGCUGGAGAGGCUUGGGUUAGUAUUUUGGUUUUUACAUGAGUGUAUUUAAGUUGUCCUUCCUCGGGUUGGUUCUCUUGCGGUUUGGCUCGGAGGUGGUGUGGGUGAGAGUGUGUUUUGGCAUGGAAAAACUUGUGGCACUUGAUGUUUUCUGCCUGGGAGGGGAUGAAAUAAAAUAAA